AGGGUCAGUCUCAGUUGCUCAACGAAGAUAUUAUUCGCCAAAUUAAAGAAGUUCAUGAUGCAGUCAUAAUAAGUAAACCUGAAACAGUUUCUUUAUCGUCCUUUAAUACAACCAACUGGCGUGCAUUUUUCCGCAAAACGGGCAUCAGCAUUGAAUGGCUUGAUAACGAGUUACCAAAUGAAGCUACGGAUAUUGAAACAUAUACUUGGAGCUAUCCCGAAAAUCAUGAAACACAGCGGCAGAAUUACAUAUCAUAUCUGCAAAAACAUCUUCACCCACUCCCACGGAUCUUCAAUUUGUCUGGUGGUACAGAUAUACCUGGAAUAUCUUUUUGGCUUAAUGAGAAAAAGAUUAUGGGAAUUGAAUUCACACAUCGAAAAUCAGCAAUGCAAUUUAUCCAUUCAAUGGUCUUGGAAAACGAGUGGACCACUGGAAAAAGAUACUUACCUUUGUUGGAGCACAGAACAGUAAAAAGGAUGAAAUUUAAUAGCAUGUUGGAAAUUGAAGGUGAAGCAGUACCAGAUGAUAUUGCUAAUAUGGAGGACUUUUAUGAAGAGAUGACAGAGGAGGACAUUCGCAAGCAUAAGAUAGGAAAAGCA
This is a messenger RNA of Paraglomus brasilianum, 599 nucleotides long. Lineage: Eukaryota; Fungi; Glomeromycota; Glomeromycetes; Paraglomerales; Paraglomeraceae. The record is from the annotation of a GenBank genome assembly.